UAUAAUAAAUAUUUGGAGGAGCAGAGAGUAACAACAACCAUACAAACAUGACUCUGGUCGCCAAUUUGCAACUCAACAUCCUUCCGCAACGGCCGAGAAGCAGCAGCACCUGCACCACCAAGCUCGUGUGUUCAUUGAAAGACCCAACAACACAACAUCUAUCCUCUUCUUCUACUACAAUCUCACUAUUACCAAAGCUAAUAUCCUUCGCUCUUGCCCUAUCUCUCAACUCCUCAUCUGCCCCUGCCUUAGCCAUUCCUUCUCUCUCCUCUUCUCAGCCUCUCACUACUCCUUUCACCCAAUCCAAGUUCGUCCAGACCGGUCUCCUCAAUGGCAAAAUCAGACCUUGCCCUUCCACAAACCCAGGAUGUGUAUCAACAAAUCCCACCUCAUCUUCCUUUACAUUUCCAUUGACAAUCCCAGAAACUGAUAAACAGGAUCCAAUCCAGAGACUGAAGGAAGCAAUAGCCAAAACCCAGAACAAUCCCAAGUUUGUUGUUAUUGAAGAUAAACCAGAAGGGAGGUAUUUGGAGGCGGAGGUAGAAGGAGGAGGAUUUAACCAGAGCAGAGAUGUGAUGGAGUUUUUGGUGAAGGGAGAUGUGGUUGCUUACAGGUGUAUGGCUACUAAGGUUACCUUUGUUUAUCCUUUCACAACUGCUUUUGGAGACUCGAAGGGACAAGAGGAGAGGAUGAAGAAGCUCGUCGAUGAGCUGGGUUGGUAUGCUCCUACCUUUGACAUGGAGGAAUCUACUCUUAAUGCCUUCCCUUAUAACAAUUAGAUGCUGCUCCUUUUUUUUUUAAUUCAUCACUUUACAAGUCGAUACUGGGAGACGGUAUGAGUUUCUUUUAAGGAUCAAAGAAAAACUAUGAAUGAGAGCCUAUACAAUUGAUGAGCUAGAUGAUGUUUGUUACACGAACUUCUAACUGUUAUUUUUAGCAUUGAAAAAGAAUGUGGUACAGUUCUCAA
Brassica rapa (field mustard) is the source of this 967-nucleotide messenger RNA. RefSeq names its product thylakoid lumenal 17.9 kDa protein, chloroplastic. Lineage: Eukaryota; Viridiplantae; Streptophyta; Magnoliopsida; Brassicales; Brassicaceae. The record is from RefSeq and is a predicted model, not a curated record. Gene Ontology annotation, cellular component: chloroplast thylakoid lumen.